Penicillium waksmanii is the source of this 1245-nucleotide messenger RNA. RefSeq lists its product as uncharacterized. The coding region runs from base 1 to 1245 and encodes 414 amino acids. The record is from RefSeq and is a predicted model, not a curated record. Lineage: Eukaryota; Fungi; Ascomycota; Eurotiomycetes; Eurotiales; Aspergillaceae. The transcript has a single exon.
AUGGCUUCUUUGCAUGAACUGCGUCUCAACAUCUCCAAUCGAACAAAACUUGCAUGGACCAUUUAUUACGUUCACUAUGGACAUGCCCUCGAGCUUCUUGGAGGCAUGGAGUCCACACCAAAACCUCAUGUCAUGUUGAUCUCAUGUCUACUCUUCAUUGCCAUGGAAAAUAUCCGCAAUGUCCCUCAACAAGCUUAUCUCCAUCUCCAGCACGGUCUACAGAUUUUGCAACGGUACAAACACUCGCGAAGAAAUUGUGACCUGUCGUCUUCUGUUGACGAAAUGAUCGCCUCCCUUAUCGAACCCAUGUUCGCCCAACUAGAAGCUGCAGCGUCUAUGGUUGGGAAUUCCGGGAUAAAAUCCAUUGGAAGCUUACAGUGGAAACCUCCAGUUGUUCCCACUACUUUCCGGAGUCUUUCUGAGGCCCGCGAGAAAUUUUUUGAACUUGGGCAAUGGUUAUACUUCCAGUCGAAACGUUUUCGCUCUCUCGAUUGCUUCACAGUGGGUAAUCGCCCAGAUAUCAACGCAUUGUGGGAAGCCUGGUACCGACGAUUCUCGGUUUUGACAAAGAGCAUCUCUACCAAGAAUACUCGGCAGUAUUUGCAAGCUCGCCUUCUUAAUGUGCACUAUCAUGUACAUGUUAUUUCGCUGCGUUGCCAGCAGUUCCCUUACGAAUCUGUCUGGGACCGUCACAUUUCCGAACUCCAAGAUCACUUGGCCGUCUGCUACGAAGUUUGUCAUAGCGAAGAAACAUACAAUUCAAAGGAAGAGCUGUCCAGUAUCGACUUUGACUUUUUACCGGGAGUGCUUCCACCCCUGUGGCAAAUUUGUGUGAGUUGCCGCGACCCUGUAUUGAGACGUCAGUCCUUGGACCUUCUCCGCCUUCACCACUACCGAUGUGGACACGCAGAUGAUUGCUCUGCUGUUGUGCAUGCCGAAGCAAUUAUGCGCUUGGAAGAAGCCGAAAUUAACGAAAUACGCACGUGCCACGAUAUUCCCGAGAUAAGGCGAGUGAGGCCUCUCGAGGCGGACUUGACUCGACCAGGGUUGUUAGUUUUGACUUAUUCUCGCGCUCCAUACGCGUCCAGAGAAGUGAUCUCCGUACCAUACAUAUCAAAAACGCCGGCCCCAGUACUACCGUUCAAACUAUGGCCUGUCGGAGAAGCCAUGAGGCUGGCAGGAUACCAGGGCAUGAUCCGGCCGCGAGCAAAUGUCUGCCAGUGCAAAUCAUAUGGAGCACAAUAG